AUGCUGCAACAAUCUUUGACCCUGAUUUUGAUUCUGCUGCUUGCAGUCUGCUGUUUUUCGGCAGAAUUGCCUGGAAAUGCCUACUUGCCGCCGCUAAGAAAUCAUCAUCACCACCAAGUUCCAGACGAAGCCAUACCACUCGAUAAUGGAUUCCUCUUCGAUAUCGAGCAGGAUUCACUUGGACGAUAUGCUCCUAUUUUUGUGGAUUAUCCCGGAGUUCAUCAACUUCUGCGGCAGCAACAGGAAUACGCUUUGGAUUUGCCAUUCGAGGAGAAGCCGCGUGAGAGGAAAACCCCAGAGUUUGAAUUUGAUUCUGCAGAUAGAAAGGGAUGGUAG
Messenger RNA from Drosophila ficusphila, 336 nucleotides. RefSeq lists its product as uncharacterized. The transcript has a single exon. The record is from RefSeq and is a predicted model, not a curated record. NCBI's taxonomy places the organism in Eukaryota, Metazoa, Arthropoda, Insecta, Diptera, Drosophilidae. Bases 1 to 336 code for a protein of 111 amino acids.